Messenger RNA from Parnassius apollo (apollo), 753 nucleotides. The record is from the annotation of a GenBank genome assembly. NCBI's taxonomy places the organism in Eukaryota, Metazoa, Arthropoda, Insecta, Lepidoptera, Papilionidae.
AUGAGAAUUUUGGUGUGUUUGCUUCUGACGUUUGUGUCAGUGUUAGGUUUCCCGGAGAGAAGAGCCACACAGAAUGAUGAUUUGCGGAAGCUGACGUCACAUAUUCAGGACAGGAAGGAGAACAAAGUUCGGGAAGCGCCAAGGGAUUGCAAAGGGAAGUGUGCAACGAGUAUAGCUCAGAAUGCGGCUGCCGAAGCGAAGGCUGCACAUGCAGCACAAAAUGCUGCUGGAGCCCAGGCGGCUCACAUGGUAAAAACUCAACUAGCAGAAAAAGCAUUGCAAGCCGCAAAAGCCGCUGAAGCAGCGCUCGCUGGCAAGCAAGCGGUAGUAGAGCAAUUGCAGCAGGAAGUGAAGGAGGCCGAGGCCGUGGUCGCUGAGAACACAGCAGCUGUACACCAGCAACAGGGUACUGUCAACGCAGCCGUACAAGCCGCACAGCAAGCUACCGCACAGCACAAGUUGAUGGUGCAAGCGACCCAACUCGCCGCUCAACUCGAGAAAACAGCGCACAACGUCUUGGAGAAGACGAAGUUCGGCUUACAGGAGAAAUGCCAUAACUUGUCCGAGGCGAGGGCGAGAUUAGCGCAUUUACAGCACAAGCUGCAGUGCGCGUGCGCCGAGUGUUCGGCUACGAAGCAAGCUGCCCAUUCUGCUUGCGAAGCAGCUCGCGCCGCCUGUGGGAACGCUCGGAAGAAGAAGCAUGUGUACAAAGAACUGGAAAGAAUUCAAAGAAGAAAUAAGCAAGGUCGAUGA